AUGUCCGAGACUGAUGAUGACGAGGAGGAGGAGGCCAGUAGUCACGGUGGUGGAGCAGGACAAGUGUUACAGUGUGGUAAUACAGCAACACAAGCAAGUAAAAAUUAUUCUGAAGCAUCUCCCAGCUGUCAUAAAGAUGAAUGUACUCCUGGCACUGCUGGACCACCAAAGAAAAGGUUAAAAGAAUCUGUACCUGUUGGAACAUCUCAAAAGAUAACCCGUUCCAAGUUGCCAUUUCCAGCACAUCUGUCAGCCAGUGAGCCUUUUAAUUAUUUCCUCAACAAGACCUUCAGCAUAAAGGAGACUCAGGAAGACCCAUUGGCUCUUGUGUUUCCAGAUCUCCUCAACCCACAGCUUGGAGAGCUUGUAGAGUCCGCUCAGCUGAGCUUCAUGGUUGAUCUUGAAUUCCUAAUGGAGAACUAUAAGGCCGGACAAGCACACACAAAACCCCUGCUGGUGAUGUAUGGAGAGAUGGAGGGCGACCCUAAGGCCCAUUCCUCCGUUGUGUGUAAUAAGGUCAAGAUACCAUUUCAAUAUGGAACUCACCACACCAAGAUCAUGUUAUUUCAAUACAAGACUGGCUGUCGAGUUGUUGUUCACACGGCCAACCUCAUCCCUGAUGACUGGUACGAGAAGACUCAGGGGUAUUGGGUGUCACCUGUCUUUCCUGAGCUUGAGAACGGAAGAGAGAGCCUCCUAGAUGGAGAGUCGCCCACUCACUUCAAACGUGACUUGGUGGAUUACCUCUUAGCAUACAAAGUUCCAGACCUCACACGAUGGGCAAACCUCGUCAAGAAAUAUGAGUUCAGUAACUGCAAUGUGGUGUUUGUUGGUAGUGUUCCGGGCUAUCACAGGGGGGAGAGCAUGGACCGGUGGGGACACAUGAAAGUCCGUCGGGUGAUGAAACAACACGCAAGUUCCUGGACAACGUCUCUGCCAAUCCUUUUCCAGUGUUCCUCAAUAGGCUCCUUGGGGAAGGAUACCAGGUCUUGGAUGUCUGGAAAACUUGGCACGAGUCUUACUGGUGUACCAGGAGUGUGUGCCAGUGCCCCCAUGGUAAAUCUAGUUUAUCCAAGUGAGGAUGACAUCUGUAACAGUAGUCAGGGGUGGAUGGGAGGGUCAUGUCUUCCCUAUAACUCAGUAUAUUGUGAUCAUUGA
Messenger RNA from Homarus americanus (American lobster), 1158 nucleotides. Its product is annotated as tyrosyl-DNA phosphodiesterase 1-like. The transcript is spliced from 2 exons. The record is from RefSeq and is a predicted model, not a curated record. Bases 1 to 1158 code for a protein of 385 amino acids. Lineage: Eukaryota; Metazoa; Arthropoda; Malacostraca; Decapoda; Nephropidae. Gene Ontology annotation, cellular component: nucleus. Gene Ontology annotation, molecular function: double-stranded DNA binding; 3'-tyrosyl-DNA phosphodiesterase activity; single-stranded DNA binding. Gene Ontology annotation, biological process: double-strand break repair; single strand break repair.